AUGUCAACAAUCGGCACAACAGCAAUACAAACAACUACAGCACCAAACUCUUUAGUCAUGAAUCCUACGUCAAUGUUAGUAGAGAUGAAAAGCUUCAUUCCUUCUUCAUAUACUUUUGAAACAGAAAUCCAGAAGAUAAAGCAAGAACUUUUAACAUGUAAUUUAGACUGUAGUGCGAAAGAUGAAACAAAUGAACAGUAUCUUUAUGAAAUGGAGGACCUCAUCGACCAUUUACCCAAAUUGCCUGAAAUUCAGCAACAAAAACUAACUAUUCCUGAAUUCGAUGAAAUAGAAGUCAAAGCAACUGACUCGGUAGAAAUAAAGAAGUUCAUACGAAAGGUAAACUAUGAGUUUCUAGGAUUUCAUUGCAACCAUAAGGUUAUGGACAAAGAUUGCGACAUGGUAUAUAAGAAUGGUUCUGACAUAUAUAAAUCUGAAGAAUUUAAGACCUACGACAACUUUGUUUCGUUAGUUGCUGAAUGUGUAUGGCAGAUAAGAGAUAAAGAUAGAAGAGGCAAAGUAUGGAAUAAACAGAUAAAACCAGCAACUUUUGAGUUAAAGAAAACCAUUGACGCUUUAGUUGUUUUAGCAGGUAAGGUUUCAGAAUAUAACGCAAAAAUGAACCCGCAAUGUUCUAAAUGUAAAGCAGCAAUGAGGAAAUAUAACUACUCCGUCAAAGAGAUAGAAA
Trichomonas vaginalis G3 is the source of this 688-nucleotide messenger RNA. RefSeq names its product organellar and viral DNA polymerase type B. The annotation marks the transcript as partial. NCBI's taxonomy places the organism in Eukaryota, Parabasalia, Trichomonadida, Trichomonadidae. The transcript has a single exon. The record is from RefSeq and is a predicted model, not a curated record.